AUAAAAACUACGGGCAAAUACGGAAUCCAUCACAAAAAGUACUAAUUUAUUUUUAGUUCAAAUCAAUAAAUUUCAACUUCUAUCUCUUGACCUGGACGUACACGAUAAGGUUAAAUUAGAAAAAAUAUGAAAUAGAAUUCUCAACCUUUUCUUUAAUUAAUACCACUGCAUUAGUACAUGGUUUAACGCGUUUCGGUAACCAAAAUAUCAUCUUCGGAAGUGUCAAUUUAGGCCUGAUCUACAGUUUCAUUUAUUACCACUAGUUUUCUAAAUAGAAUAAAAAAGAACUGCGGCUUUUUUCUACCGUCCAUAGUUUGGCAAAAAAACUAAACGUUUAAUUUUGUUUUACCCAAGAAGUUUCAACAUAACCUUUGCCUUAUGCAGAAUGCAGAGAUUCCUAUAAGAAUAUGUGGUUCAAUUUAAGACCUACUUAUUUGUUACAACACCCCGUAGAUGGGUAACGUCGUAAAGUAAAACCGAGCGGGUGUCCUUUAUUUGUGUAUAAAUAUAAUUAACAUAAAUCAGUUAUAAAAUAAUCGAAUUAGAGAUGGGGAGAGAGUGCAUAAUUAUAUUGUCAAAAACUAAACGUCUUUAUGUCAUAAUUAUUUUAUAAAUUCAAAGUGUAACGUACUUCUCGAAAACUAUAUGCACAAAAUGUGAAAAAAAUAAUCUACCAAUAAUGAUUGAACCAAAAGAGCCGCAUUUCAAUAAGAAAAUUAAAUUAACUCAAGAUCCCAAGAAAGCCACAUACAAUUUCCAAAACAAAUCUAAAACAAACAAUUUUCAAGAAUUUCAAAAAGUGUAUGGGCCCAUUUUAAAUAAACAGAUUAAAAAUGAACCGUCACUUAAAGCUAUACUGCCAAGUUGUGGCUUUUCAUCUAACAGCGAAAUAAAAAUGAUUAGAAUAGAAAUGCCGAAGCUGGGAUCAGAACAUGCUAUUUUGCAUCCCCAUCCAUCUAAAUUGUUGGAAAAAAAAGUUAAUCCAGGAAAUAAUUACACGAGGAAAGCGAUAAGACCAGCGUCCACUAUUAAAUUAUUAAUGGAAGGAACUAAAGAUACGUCCAAAAAACUCAAGCAAAUUCAAAAAAUGCUGGAAGAGAGAAGACGACAGAUAAAACUAGCGCAUUCGAAAAAUAGAAUGAAACAAAAUAGCUUUCAAGAACAAAUCGACAGAAAUUAUGGAUCCACUUUGUCUUUGAUGGAAAAUAAUGCUCACGAAAUAGAUACAGAGAUCAAAACUAUAUUCCAAAAUACGUUUAUGAGACAGAAAGAAAGUCUGCAAGAAAUACCUGAGGAGGAUUUAGAGAAAUUAACAACAGAAGAUUUAAACAGUACAAAAUUAAGUAAUUGGGAAACUGCCAAAGAUGUCGAGCCGGUACCGGAGCAAAAGUAUUUUGAACAAGUUGAUAUUGAAGCACCUUCACGACAAAUAGACAUGGUAACGUUUUCGGAGAGAAGCGUUAACAAUCUAAAGCAAAUAAUAGAUAAAAAUAUCAGCAGCAUUAAAUCGCAUUCUGUAGAUAACAGAAAGAAAAAAUUUAAUCCUUCAGAUGUGUUCAAUACCAAACUCCGAUUGGGUCAAAAACCCCAUACGGCUGAACCGCAACAAAGAAAAAGUUUCGACUCUAAAACUCGAGCGGAAACACAACGAAUGUUUCAUAUAAAAUCCGAAUUGAAUAAAUGUAAAGAAAACAAACCCCGAAAAAUGACCACAGGUAAAAUUAUAUCGAAGAAAAAAGUUGACAAAGAAAAAAUUACUCCAGUACAAAAUUUUAAAGGACGUUUGCAAAUUAAAAAUAUUCCGAAACCGACGAAACAAUUUUUUUUACAAAACCAAAAACUAAAGUUUCCCGAAUCACUUAUUUCUCCAAAUAUAUUGAUAAAGAAACUUCAUAAUCCUAGUUUUUGUAGAAAUAACACGAAAUUGUAAUGAAAUUUUUGUUUGCUGUA
Diorhabda sublineata is the source of this 1950-nucleotide messenger RNA. RefSeq lists its product as uncharacterized. The coding region runs from base 680 to 1930 and encodes 416 amino acids. NCBI's taxonomy places the organism in Eukaryota, Metazoa, Arthropoda, Insecta, Coleoptera, Chrysomelidae. The record is from RefSeq and is a predicted model, not a curated record. The transcript is spliced from 3 exons.